CAAUAUGGUAGUGAAAUAUAUGUACAUGACAACCGUACGAAACAGCUAGGAAAUAAAUAACGGAUUUUGUUUUAAUAUUAACUUUUGGUGCAAAGGAUGUCGACUCUGGGCCGCGGGCGGGGCUACACGGGGCGGCACCACCUGCGCGAGCCGCGGCCCGGCGGCGACCCGGACGAACGCGACGCGCGUACCCUAGCUGAGCUCAGUCCGAGGACCACAGAUCCAUCAAAAAUAGAUGUAAACAAAGUAGAAAUGGUGAAGGAAAGCGAGUUAGAUAUCAAAGAGGAUAUGGAUUUAAAGCCGGUCAAGUUGAGCCGAGCUAUUGAAGAUGAGGAUCCAGGUGUUAAAGAGUUGUUGCAUAUUGAUGAACAGUUUCUGCCACUACUGGCUUUGUUAGAACAAUUUUCGCCCGGUGAAGAUGGAAUCCAGUUUAAUAGGAAGCUGCGUAACUUUGAAACAACAGUAACUAAUAUGUGCACAGAUGAAACAAGAUUACAUAUGGCGUUCGCUUCGUUCCGCGCGGCGGCGUUGCAGAGUGCGGUGACGUCACGCAAGCUGGCAGCUGUCGGGGCGUCCUUCACCCGCCAGCAGCGCCAGCAGCUGCUGCGUGGAGCCCUACUCAACAUUGUCAUGCAGGGGACAUUCACCAAACUGGAUGUUCUGGAACGAUCAAAUCCGUUGUAUUUGAUAAAUGCUGCCAACCUUAUGGGAGAUUAUUUUGCCGAGGCACGUCUAUGUAAUGGCAAUAAAGUGCACAUCUUGGCGAGUCCUCUUCUACAAUACAUGCGAGCUCUAUUGGCCUCUGAUGACGUGCGCGCACAUCGUAGUCUGGCAACACAGCUCAUGCAAAACGGUCGGGAACUUCUGUCCGUUAUGUCACAUGAAUUAGACGAACUGUCUAUAUCAAUAAAGCUGCGUUUGCUCACUCCACCGCCCGUCAACAUCAUCUGGCUCCUUCUAUCAGCUGAUCUGUGUCUCAACAAGUUCCUACCACUACCAAACACGCUGCAACAGUUCUACGCAGCACAUCUAGACCUCAGCAAUGAGGAGAGCUUCAGCGAAGUCAGCUACGGGUCCUGGAAGAAGAGCCCUGAGAAAGACGAGUACAGAUCCGACGGCAGCUCCGAUGCUAGCACUGAUAAAGUGGGGCAGAAUCUCUCCCAAGUCAGCCUCAACCAUGAUGAUGAUCCAAAGCCUAAAUUAAGACCAAUCCUAGGCGCAGGAGCCGGACUGCUAAGACAAGAACAAGCGUUGUCCCAAGAAACAUUCGAUUCAAGAAUUACUAAAACAAGCCUCUCCAAAAGAUAUGAUUUAAAUUCCUGGAGACAGGCCGAAGAAGAGAAACAAGAGGAAAUAAUUGACCCAAUGUUUAACCCUAAUGUGCUGCCACCCGGUCUGCAGCAAACUUACCCAGUCACAGUACCUGAUUACCCACCUCCGAAUAGAUUUAAUUACCAAGAUAAUUAUCCCAACUACCUUCAACAAGGUGAUGGCGCUUAUAUACAAAACCAAUACUCUAACAAUCAAAACUUUACACCCCAAGGGGACUUUGUACCACAGUACACAGCGGAACCACCCAAACCCAACCCCGAACGAGUCAACAAUGAGAUACAGAAGACAAGCAAUACUAGGAACAGCAAACCUGUGGAAAACUGGCGCAAAGAAAAGACCGAUAUUAAAGAAGAUUCUAAUAAGAAUAGACAGCGUAAUUGGUCUAGACAACGGUCCAAGGAUAAUGUGAAUGAUGAUGAAGAAAAGGGGGAGAAGUUUCGAUCCGUGUCCAGAAGCUCGCGUGAGUCACGGCAAAGUACCACCGGUUCCAGAAUGAAUAGACGGAACAGUGGAGACAGCCAGGAGCAAGGCAACUCCGGGAAGACUCCGCCCCGGAGAAAUGUGACCGAAGUCCCCAGGAACCAGAAGUACUGGGAUCACGAUGAUAGAUGCGACAAGGAUUAUAAUAGUUAGUGACAUAAAAAUUUUAGUGACAUGUGUAACAGUGAGUCAGUGAUGCCAACUUAAAAACAAAGUGCCAGCAAAUGCUACAUGUUAAAUCCGUGCAGGGUGAAUGUAGUUCGAACAACCGCGUGUCUCUUUUCGUAAUACAAACAUUUUCGAUAUUUAAAUAUGGUAACUCUGAAGGAAUAUUUUUAAUCUGUCGUGUUUCGGUCUGAUUUAAUAUUACGGCCGCACAAAUUAUUUAGAAAAUUAUGUAUAUUCGCCUUUGAACGUGCUAAAGUAAGAAUCAGGUGCUUACAGACUGUGUUUGUAUAAACACUAGGCUAAAAUUUUAGAUCAUAAUAUCCCAACUUUAUAAUAUUAUUUAAAUGUGAAAGUUUUGAUGUGAAAUUGUGUUGCAGUGUCCAUUUAUAUGUCACAAAUAAGGUUAGAUAUUUAGUUUCAAUACAUUUUCUUAGGAUUAUAAUGAAUUGUGGUUUAUUCAUUGUGAAUAUAAAUUUAAGGUAAAUGUGUAAACCGUUUAAUAUUUGGUGUAGUUAAUAUGUUAGAUUUAAUUUACUUAAAAUGAUUGAGGUUAAGUGAAUUCGCUUUGACGUCAAAAAUGGCGGCACGAGAAUAGAAUUCCAAUGCAUAAUGAACAAAUUUUCAAGAUAGACAAACAGAUUCAUUUUAUCGUAACCUACGGACAUAUUUGAAUUAUUAUGAUAUCUAUAUUUCCAAAUUUUUUGUGAGAAAUGCUUAAAUUUUGUAAUGAAGUACAAUAGUCUGGUACUCAGUUGCAUUUCCAAAGAUUUUCGCAUAUUAUGACUUAAUAGCCUUCAUGAUAUUUUUUUAUGGCCUGGAGCUAAUAGAAAUAAAGGAAUAAAAGGUGUGUACAAUGUUGCCAACUUUUCAAACAUCGGUCAUUUAAAACAGCAUGCUUUUUUUUGUAAAUGGGCGAAGUUUUAUGUGUAUUUGGCUUAUGGUUGAACACAAUUAUUUGUUCUUAAGAUAAGUCAAAAAUUAAUUACUUAGCAAAAGAGUGGAUGGAUUUAAUACCUAAAAAUAAGCAAAAAUUCGAAAUUGUUUAUUGGCUUCAGCCAUGACAAUUACCCAAUUUAUUAUUAUUUGAAAAGGAUUGUAAUUAAGUCAUAAAUCCCAAUGGGUUUUUAGUGAUUUUUUGUUGGACUCAGUCAUAGAAUCCUGUGUCGUUUUUUUGGUCAUCAACAAGAAUGUACUUUUUUAUAAAUGGCUUGGGAAAAUUCAUUGUGACAUUUAAAAAAAGGAAUUAAUAUUAAAUUUU
This is a messenger RNA of Papilio xuthus (Asian swallowtail), 3238 nucleotides long. RefSeq lists its product as uncharacterized. NCBI's taxonomy places the organism in Eukaryota, Metazoa, Arthropoda, Insecta, Lepidoptera, Papilionidae. The record is from RefSeq and is a predicted model, not a curated record. The transcript is spliced from 8 exons. The coding region runs from base 97 to 1965 and encodes 622 amino acids.